UGUGACUCUCGCAAUAUCUUGGUCUUCAUUUUCAAAAACAUAAUUAGGUACAUGACAAACUAUGACCUAUCAAAACUUUGAUUUUUAUUAUACUGUGAUGUUUUUAGUUGAAAAAAAAAAACAGCAAUGGCCAUUUACAAUUUUUGAUCGCUUACCAUAAUAUGAAUUACUUUACAGAUCGUGCGCAGUAGGGAUAAUAUGAGAAAAGACCCUUGAUAACCUAUGACAAUUGUACAGCAAAAUAGCACAAUGAACGAUUAAAUGAUUAAAAAGUUACAAAUGCAAGAAGAUCAUUAGUAGAAAAUACGACUGUGUAAAUGCUUGAUAAAUACUCCUGCCGUAGUAACUGCGUAUUGUAAAAUAAAUAAAAAUGACGAUAAUGUGCUGUUUGCAUAAACGAAAUGAGUCAAAUUGAUAAAGUAUCUUUUAAGAAGCGUCUAUAUAUUUUUACUUGCAGAUAGAUAGUAUAUUUUGUUCCGUUCUGAGGAAAGGUUCUCUAACGUCUUGAAUCGAAACUAAAUACAUCAAUAAAAAUAAAUAUUUCAUUAGUUAAAAACAUUGACUUUUACAACAUAUUUAUUUUUCUAUGUUUAGAAUUCACUUUUCUUAAAAAAAAAAGGUAUAAUGGCUAUAAUAGGAAGUGAUUUAAUUACAGUGUUUUUAACGUGUAUUUGCGCAUUAGCAGUGGGUUUUUACGUGUACGUAACAAGAAAUUUUAAGUAUUGGAAAAAUUUGGGUGUCAAACACUUGGAGCCUUCAUUUCCUUUCGGAAAUUUUGGAAAAUGUACAUUUUUGAGACAAUCAAUUCAUGAAUUUCUCGAUCAAAUUUAUUAUGAAGGUAAAGAAGAAAAGAUGGUCGGCUUUUACGUUCUCGACCGUCCAUAUAUUAUGUUACGUGACCCAGAGUUGCUAAGAAGUGUAUUUAUUAAAGAUUUUAAUCUUUUUACAAAUAAAUUAAUGAGUAACAACAAAAGUGAUCCUUUUGGCACGCACGCACUUUUUUUGAUGGAAAGUCCACCGUGGAAGAAGAUCCGACAAAAUAUGUCACCCAUGUUCACCUCGGGCAAGCUAAAAAAAAAUUUUGAUCUCAUGCUGUCCAUUUGUAAAGACCUUGAUACUUAUCUCAAUAGCGUAGGAGUGAACGAUCAAAUUGCAAAGCCCAUCGAAAUUCAAGAGGUUUUGUUAAAAUUGAUGACUGAUAUUAUUGGAAUUACAGCUUAUAACAUAAAAUUCAACUCUUUGACGAAUUCUGAAUCUCCAUUCCAAAAAUUUGGAAAAUUACAAUUUGAAAGUCGACCAUUUCGUUAUAUUCAAUUGCUGUCUAUAUUCUUCGUACCAGCAUGGCGUAUAUUUACAAAGGCACAAUUUUUUUAUGUUGGGACUAAGUUUUUUGAAGACACGUUUUUACACAUAGUGGACGAACGAAUUCAAUCAGGAGAUAAAAAAAACGAUUUUGUCGACUGGGUCAUCGAUAUGCUGAAAAACGAAGAGGUCGAUGAUAAAAGCGAUAUUAAAGUAAAACGUCGCUCAUGGAUGGUUCAACUAAGUCAAGUUUUCACUGGUGGAUUCGAAACUUCUUCAACGACAACAUCUUUUGCUUUGUACUUGGUGGCUAUGCAUUCCGAGGUUCAACAACGAUUAAGGGAUGAACUUACGCAUGCAGUUGAGAAAAAUGGAAAAUUGACCUAUGAUGUGGUAACCAAUGCACCUUACCUCAAUAUGGUUGUACGAGAAGUCUUAAGAAUGUAUCCUCUGAUUACGUGGGUCGAUCGAUUGCCAGACGUUGAUUACACGUUUCCUGGAACGAAUGUAACAAUCAAAAAAGGAACUCCAGUUAUAUAUCCGAUCCGCUCCAUGCAUAUGGAUCCAAAAUAUUUUCCAGAACCUGAGAAAUUCGAUCCUGAAAGAUUUUCGGACGAAAACAAAGGUCAAAUAGUUCCAUUCUCAUACGCACCGUUUAGCGAGGGACCCCGAAAUUGCAUAGGUGGCAGAUUAGGACUGUUACAAGUAAAACUUGCCGUAGCUUAUUUUGUGGUAAAUUAUCAACUAUCACCUUGUGGAAAAACACCUAUUCCGUUGAAAAAUAGUAGUGUAAAUGCUUUCAUGCAUCCACACGGCGAUGUUUACUUGGAUUUAUUAAAAAUUGCGUGAUCCAAAAAAAUUAUUAUUUUCAACAAAAUGUAAAACAUGUGAAAACUACGAGUCUCAAAAUAUAAAAAUUGUGAUUUUUUUUAUAAUAAAAUGGUUUCAACAAUUA
Copidosoma floridanum is the source of this 2257-nucleotide messenger RNA. RefSeq names its product cytochrome P450 6k1-like. Gene Ontology annotation, molecular function: heme binding; monooxygenase activity; iron ion binding. NCBI's taxonomy places the organism in Eukaryota, Metazoa, Arthropoda, Insecta, Hymenoptera, Encyrtidae. The record is from RefSeq and is a predicted model, not a curated record.